UAUAACUGUAAUUCAUCUAUUUUUCAGAUCUACACUGUUGUCAAAUUAUUUUCUUGAGAAGUUAAAAUGCCUUGCUGGUAUUAUGAUAAACGUGAGCUUCGUCACACUCCCAGCAUCAAAGCAGGCCUCACUCUGGAGCUGGAAACCCAAUACCGCCGAGAAGGAGCUCGUUUCAUUUUACUGGUUGGCAACAAAAUGGGAUUGCGAUAUGAGACCAUGGCAACUGGAGUGGUGUUCUUCCACCGCUUCUACAUGGUACACAGCUUCCAGGAAUUUCCCAGACAUGUGACAGCUUGCUGCUGCCUUUUUUUGGCAGGAAAAGUUGAAGAAACGCCUAAGAAGUGCCGUGACAUCAUGAAGACUGCAAAAAAUCUCAUGAAAGAUGAUACCUGGGCAGAGUUUGGUGCUGAUCCUAGAGAAGAAGUCAUGACACUUGAGAGGAUUAUCUUGCAGACAAUCAAGUUUGAUUUCAUUGUUGAGCAUCCGUACACCUACCUCCUCAAGUAUGCCAAGUGCAUAGAAGGAGAUAAGAAAAAAUUACAGGACAUGGUUCAAAUGGCUUGGACAUUCGUUAAUGACAGUUUGUGCACGACGCUGUGCCUGCAGUGGGAGGCAGAGAUUAUUGCCAUAGCCCUCAUGUACUUGGCGGGCAAGCUGAGCAAGUUUGAAGUGACGGACUGGGUGGGCAGGAACCCUCGGCACACGCGCUGGUGGGAUAUGUUCACUCACGGCAUCACUACCGACCUUCUCGAGGACAUCUGCCACCAAGUGCUGGACUUGUACGCCCCCAAUAAAUCAGAAGCGGGCCGUGACGGUAAGCGUAGCCGUGCUUCUGCUGCGGUAGCCAAGCGUGCUGCCGCCGCUGGCGCCGGUGCUGCCAAGCAGGCGACUGUAGAGUCAGUGCCGCAGACUCCGCUGCAGGGCACUGCUGCUGCUACAGCAGCUGUAUCUUCAACACCUGCAGCAGCUGAGACUAGUGCAAGCAACAACAGUUUGGCAACGCCGGCCGCGACUCCCACGCUCCCUGUCCCCGUUAUCGGCGCAAGCGUUGCCCCCAUCCACGCUAAAGAUGACGUAGACAGCAGCAAUGUAGACGUGCCGCCUCCUCCGGUGGUGACGCCGGCGGGCACGCCAUCUUCUUCAUCCUACGGGCAGUACGGGGCACCUUACCCGUACUCGAAUUUCAACCCUUCUUAUCCCCCUCCUUCCACCACCACUCCCCGCUACUCGUACCCUGCCUACACUCCUUCUGCUCCACCUCCACCGCAAUCUGCUCCAAGUACUCCCCUGGCUCCUCCGCCCACUCAUUAUCCUCCACCGAUAAAUCCUUCUUCUCAAACGCCGCACUUCUCUCCCUACACGACGCCCAUCCGCACGCUCCCUCCCUACAGCGGGCACCCCGCGGCCCCUUCGUAUUCCGCCCCACCACCCACGUCUGCCCUUCCUCCCCAUUACAGUCAGACGCCCCCUAGCGCGCCCUAUUAUCCUCCCGCUAAUACCAACACCUCGUAUCUCUCUGGCCCUUCUCCAUACACCUCAAGGCAUUAUCCUUCGGGCUCUUAACCAUAUAGGCUGCACGCUGUGUUUGCCUGACUUCUGUUACAAUUCGAAAACCCAUGUGGCGAUAAUUCUUUUCCUGUAGUACGUGGUUGGUAGUACACGCUUCUGUCAAUAUCC
Messenger RNA from Hyalella azteca, 1677 nucleotides. Its product is annotated as cyclin-K. The record is from RefSeq and is a predicted model, not a curated record. Gene Ontology annotation, molecular function: cyclin-dependent protein serine/threonine kinase activator activity. Gene Ontology annotation, cellular component: nucleus; cyclin/CDK positive transcription elongation factor complex. Lineage: Eukaryota; Metazoa; Arthropoda; Malacostraca; Amphipoda; Hyalellidae. Bases 67 to 1563 code for a protein of 498 amino acids. Gene Ontology annotation, biological process: regulation of transcription by RNA polymerase II; positive regulation of DNA-templated transcription, elongation. The transcript is spliced from 6 exons.